AUGUCUACAUUACAACGUCGUAGAGUCAAUAAAAGUUCCUCUAAUGCAAACCCACAGGAUGUCCAGUCGAUAUCAUCCAAAAAUAAUGGUGACGAGAACAGUUAUCGUGAUGAUUUAGAAAAUGAGACUACAACCACCACUACCUCCACAAGAAAGGUGGUCUAUGAUCCUGAGGAGGCUAAGUUAAGAGAAAAUGUUAGUAUACCUAAAUUGACUCUUAUGGAGGAAGUCUUAUUAAUAGGGUUAAGAGAUAGAGAAGGUUAUCUAUCGUUUUGGAAUGAUAAUAUUUCUUAUGCGUUACGUGGUUGUAUAUUAAUUGAAUUAGCGUUAAGAAACAAGAUCAGAAUAAUCGAUGAUUCAGCAAGAAAGAGAUUUGAUAUCUCUGAAAGGUUGAUAGAAGUUAUUGAUCCUUCUAAGACCGGAGAAGUGUUACUUGACGAGACUUUACAAUUGAUGAAAAAUGAUGAACCAUUGACAAUUGCUAACUGGAUAGAUUUAUUAAGUGGGGAGACAUGGAAUUUAUUGAAGAUUAAUUACCAAUUGAAACAAGUAAGAGAAAGAUUAGCUAAAGGUUUAGUAGAUAAAGGUGUACUUAGAACCGAAAUGAAGAAUUUCUUUCUUUUUGAUAUGGCAACACAUCCAGUAACAGACACAGCAUGUAAAGAGGCUAUUAAAAGAAGAAUAUUGACAACUCUAGUGUCAAGGAAUAUGGAACUAAAUUUUAAUGAAUUUUUCCCAGAAACUACUUUAUUCAAAUAUGUUAGGAUUGUAGCUUUAAUAUGUGGUGCAUAUGGUGCUAACGUUUUAGAGAAUGUUUUAUCAUCAUUAGAUUACGAACAAAGAGAUAAUGCUAUAUCAAGAGCUGAAGAAUUAUUAGAACAAUUUUCACAGUACCCCUUUGAUUUGGAAAAAUCAAGUGAAACUGGUAUCUCACAAAAUUUGAACAAAGAAAUAAACGAGGAGAUAAUAAAUACUCCUGGGUAUUCACUACAACUAGAAGUCGUUGCUGGUGUAAUUGAAGUGUUUUCCAGAAUGGAUAUGUUACUAUAA
Messenger RNA from Arxiozyma heterogenica, 1050 nucleotides. It is a transcript of the gene VPS74, whose product is annotated as Vps74p. The record is from RefSeq and is a predicted model, not a curated record. Gene Ontology annotation, cellular component: Golgi cisterna; cytosol; trans-Golgi network. Lineage: Eukaryota; Fungi; Ascomycota; Saccharomycetes; Saccharomycetales; Saccharomycetaceae. Gene Ontology annotation, biological process: Golgi organization; Golgi to plasma membrane protein transport; Golgi vesicle budding. Gene Ontology annotation, molecular function: phosphatidylinositol-4-phosphate binding. The transcript has a single exon. Bases 1 to 1050 code for a protein of 349 amino acids.